Messenger RNA from Desarmillaria tabescens, 1281 nucleotides. RefSeq lists its product as uncharacterized. Gene Ontology annotation, molecular function: metal ion binding. Lineage: Eukaryota; Fungi; Basidiomycota; Agaricomycetes; Agaricales; Physalacriaceae. The record is from RefSeq and is a predicted model, not a curated record. The transcript is spliced from 4 exons. The coding region runs from base 180 to 1244 and encodes 354 amino acids.
UCCCCGCCAACUCCGGCUUCGAAUUCCAUAAAACAAGUGAUCACUCUCUCCAGAACCGCUAGGAACAUGCGACUAACGACUUCUUUUCUCUGAAGAACUUUCUCGGCGCCUACUCUUUUUUUUUGGUGAAGAGUCACUUCCGGGUCCGUCUCUUACCAUCACCCCCAUUCACAAGAAGCAUGUUGUCCAUGGACAGAAUACGAUGCUCAUACUUCGCUCGUGACGGCACGGCACUGGGACCAUGUCCUUAUGGAUCGUCGUGCAAGUAUAUACACCCGGACGACGACGACUGGGGCACAGCAAGGUCUUUCUACGGAACGGGCCCUCAACCCUCUCCCCCUAAGCGACCCCGUCUACCAGCCACUGUGACGACUUUGAGAGAAGCUGAGCUUCUUGCAAAGUUCCACUAUAUCGAUCUGGACCGUUCUUCACCAUGGCCUACAGACCGCGAAGCUCUGCGAUACAGGCCACCCGUUCCUUCAAGCGAAGACGCGUAUCUCCAGCAUAUAUCAACUCUCUUUGUACAAGGUAUCCGUAGGCAGCUAGCAAUCCAAGAGUGCGCUACACGGCGCCAAGAAAUCCGACAAGUAUCUGAAGCUUUUCCGAACGGCAACCAGACGAGUGGUAUUUCAGAAUUAGAGAGAUAUAAGGAUCUCGAUUCUCUCGAGAGCAAGCUGGGGCAUCUCAUGGCUGAGACGCUAGGCGACCUUGGUGAACUUCCCGAACCGGCUACACUGCAGACCAUGGAGACAUACGUUGAGGGUCUGUAUGCAUGGAUGAAGGAUUCCCGAGAUCGGGUAGAAUAUGCGGUCAAAUAUCUCAAGGAAAAUGGCCAUAAGAUCUGGAUACGCGAGCGAAAAGUCAAGGAUGUCAGUCCCCAAGUGAUGGAUAACUUUAAGAUAUUCCUGCAGACCCGAAUCGCCAGAAUCGAAGGGCAGAUCAUACGUGGGAACGCUGAGCUGGUGAAGCAUAAGGUCGUCGAAGUCGAGAGGAUGAGUGAUUGUGGGGAUGAAGAGUACGGCGCGUUGAUGGCCGCGAUGAAGGAGCUAAAAACAGCCCAUCCGAUGUGGGAUCUCCAGGCAGCAGGAGAAACGGUGUUGAGAUCGAAGCUACAACCGGUCUUGGACAAGUUCGAGAAUGUUGCCAUGGCUCGUCUAGAAGAUAAGUUGGCUGCAGUAUUUGGCCAAAGUUUCCUGCACCAGUACGGACUUGGAAAUGGUGCAACUUCGGUCAAAAAAAUGUAACUCUUAGACAAGUUAAUUCUGUAUAUUUUUUUUCAAA